UACCACCUCAAACAAAUGCCUAAAUGUAUUUGUUCCACAAAGGUGCGUGAGCUCGAGACUGAGGUGGAGGCCGAGCAGAGAAGAGGUGCAGACUCAGUCAAGGGAGUCCGGAAGUAUGAGCGCAGAGUCAAGGAGCUCACUUACCAGACUGAGGAGGAUAAGAAGAAUGUUAGCAGACUUCAGGACCUGGUAGAUAAGCUGCAGAUGAAAGUGAAGGCCUACAAGAGGCAUUCUGAGGAAGCGGAGGAAGCAGCAAACCAGCACAUGUCUAAGUUCAGGAAGGUUCAGCAUGAGCUGGAGGAGGCUGAGGAGCGUGCUGACAUCGCUGAGACUCAGGUCAACAAGCUCAGAGCCAAGACCCGUGACUCUGGAAAGGGAAAAGAAGUUGCUGAAUAAACAAGACCAAAGUAUUGAAGAUCAAAGUCUUACCAUUUUCCUGUGUUGCAUAAAAUAUGAUUUUCAUGGUGAAAUGUUGAGCAUUGAUUAAAAACAUGUGGAUCUACAUACA
Molecule: messenger RNA, 508 nt
Organism: Oncorhynchus tshawytscha (Chinook salmon)
Lineage: Eukaryota; Metazoa; Chordata; Actinopteri; Salmoniformes; Salmonidae
Product: myosin-7-like
Exons: 4
Coding region: 16-396 (126 amino acids)
Cellular component (GO): myosin complex
Source: RefSeq, a predicted model, not a curated record